Molecule: messenger RNA, 385 nt
Organism: Staurois parvus
Lineage: Eukaryota; Metazoa; Chordata; Amphibia; Anura; Ranidae
Source: the annotation of a GenBank genome assembly
UUAACCACUUCCAGUCCGGACACUUUUACCCCCUUCCUGACCAGGGCAAUUUUCAGCGCCAUCACACUUUGAAUGACUACUGCGCGGUCAUGGUACAAGGCUGUUGUGAAUAGCCUUGUAUCAUGUGACCUCUGAUCACUCACAGAUUUCAAACGUAGUAAGCAAUGAUGUCAGAAGUGACAUCUUGCUUACUACUUUGCAUGUGAUCACUGAUUGGCCAAUCAGUGAUCACAUGAGAAUUGUACACAAUAGAUGGCUUCCUUUCAUGCCAUCCAUUGUAUACAAGUGUGUUGUUAGCUGGGAUUUGUCAAAACAGUCACAUGGUACAGACAGGGCCAACCACAGCCCAUCUGUAUCAUGUGAUGAGCUUUGCCCAAUCACAGCU